Messenger RNA from Ophidiomyces ophidiicola, 1191 nucleotides. It is a transcript of the gene CEFD2, whose product is annotated as Isopenicillin N epimerase component 2. Lineage: Eukaryota; Fungi; Ascomycota; Eurotiomycetes; Onygenales; Onygenaceae. The transcript has 2 exons. Gene Ontology annotation, molecular function: catalytic activity. The record is from RefSeq and is a predicted model, not a curated record. Bases 1 to 1191 code for a protein of 396 amino acids.
AUGGCUGCUCGUCCCCUGCCACUCCAGGGUGUCCGCGCUGUUGAGCUUGCAGGACUAGCUCCAGGACCCUUUGCUGGCCUCUUGCUUGCGGACUACGGAGCGAGCGUCUUGCGAGUCGACAGACCUCACCCAAAUUCGCACUCGGCUUCCGGUCCUCUGCCGCCCUCGACCGUCGACACCCUAACUCGUCACAAAUCCUCUGUGAGUCUCGAUCUCAAAGCGCCGGCGUCAAGGGAGAUAUUGCUAUCCUUGAUUCGCAAUGCCGACGUGUUGAUCGAUCCUUUCCGCCCAGGUGUAUUGGAGAAGCUGGGCCUCUGCCCCUCGACAGUUUUGCUACAAGAAAAUCCGCGUUUGAUAGUCGCUCGCAUGACCGGCUUCCGUCGCGAUGGGAAAUACAAGGACAUGGCCGGACAUGAUAUCAACUAUAUAGCCGUAUCUGGCGUUCUCAGCAUGCUAGGACGCUCGGGGGAGGCCCCAUACCCCCCAGGAAACAUCCUGGGCGACUUUGGAGGAGGAGGAGCUGUCUGUUUUCUGGGCAUUCUGCUGGCACUUCUGUCGCGCCAAAGCACAGGAAGAGGCCAGGUGGUGAACGCAAAUAUGGUCGAUGGCUCGUCGUACCUUGCAACUAUGCCACGCCUGUCUCGCAAAACUCCAAUGUGGAAUAACCCGCGCGGGACCAACUUCCUGGAUGGGGGAUGCCCGUACUAUGCGACGUACGAGACGAAAGAUGCCGGGAAUUAUUUUGCCAUUGGCCCCCUGGAGCCACAAUUCUUCCAGGAGCUCUUGCGUGGCUUGCAACUCUCGCCUUCGGAUAUAUUCCAGCCCGAAUCGAGCCAGGUGCGCGAGGAUUCCAGUACGUGGCCAUAUAUGCGAAGCGUCUUUGAGAAGAGAUUCAAGGAGAAAACGAGAAAGGAGUGGGAGGCCAUCUUCGACGGAACAGACGCCUGUGCAACACCUGUCUUAACUAUGGAUGAAUUGGAAGGCGAAGGAUACGACCAGCGCCUAGCGGUCGAUCUGUCCGAUACUCCAGGCUUGGAAUUCUCGCCUCAAGAUGGUGGGUGGUCCGCAGACGGUCUAAGCCCGGGCGCAGGAGGGGAGGAAACGCUCAACCGAUGGCUAGGUUGGGAACGAGGAAAGCAUUAUCAGGUGAAGAAUGGGGCUUUGGUAAGGGUUGCGGAGCCCAAAUUGUAG